Molecule: messenger RNA, 2772 nt
Organism: Myxocyprinus asiaticus (Chinese sucker)
Lineage: Eukaryota; Metazoa; Chordata; Actinopteri; Cypriniformes; Catostomidae
Exons: 13
Coding region: 296-2608 (770 amino acids)
Source: RefSeq, a predicted model, not a curated record
ACAACUUGCCUUUACAGCCUUCUCUCCCUCCAAAUGGGGCCGUGACUGAGUGUGAUGACCUCACCCUGUUUCUACUCAACUCUCUUUUUUUACUCCAUCCCUCCCGCUUUCUCACAGUCCGUGCAAGAGUGAGAGGUUUGCAAGAGUCACGUUCUCCACAGAGAAAAGCUCUUGACUUCACACAUGGGUUUUGUUGACUUCAGAACGAGUCUUUUCCUCCAAUUCACCAGAAGAAGGAUUUAAAGAUACGUACAAGGGGGUGUUAGGGUUGUAUGUUUUUCUUCGGUGCAAGCAGAUGAUUAAAGCAAGAAGAGCAAUGAAAAGGAUCCAACCGUUCACCAUUGGGACCAAGUUGUCAGUCCCCUCUGAGACCAAAUGUCCGGAUUAUGUAGGCACCAUCCUUCCUGUCCCAGCUCUGGAUGGUUGCGAGCUCAGAAAUGACUCGAGCGAUGACAUUUCUCCUUUCCAUCAUUCUGCACCUGUGGAAGAACAUUCAGAGGACUUUAAUGAGGACAUUAAAGAGGAAGAAGACAGGGACUCUGUGUCUCCACCAGCUUCCUCCAGAUCUAUCAGGAAGAUUGCAAUGUGUGCAAACUCUGAGAGCCAGAAGAAAUGUCAUAUCACAAAGUUUAAUACGACAAACAAGACAAGCUCCUCGUCUGAAAAGUUGUUGCCUGUUGAGGAAAGACUGUGCGACUGGUCUGAUUCACAGCUGGAGACUGAACCAUGGAUGAAAGGACUGAAGUUAAAGGACCUUCAUUAUGAUUACGACAUGCCAGAAUUCCCACAAGAUGAACCAGAGGACGUGUCUCACAGCCAGAGGAGAGACCUCAAAGACUUUGAGAACUCUCUCAUCCAACUCACAACAAGUCUGGACUUGACACAGCUCUCAAUGCAUCUCCUGAACCAGGAAAAAACAGAAAGUCCUCAUCAGAAGAAGACAGAUGCAGUAGAUCUAGGAUUGGAGAUGCUUAGAAGACAGAGCCCAGGGGACCACACUGACAAAUCGUGGUUGAAACUGAGGUCACUCCUGAGAGACUAUCAUCAGGAUCUCAUGUUGGCUCUGGACGUGUCAUCGUUUUACCAACAAGCGGACAACAUCAUUAGUGCCAUUAACUGCAAGAUGAGCCGUGUAUUGAUGACCGACUUGCAAAAAAGCAGUCAAGACAAAGAGACGAGAGAAAUUACCUUCCAGAUCAAUAUGCUGAAUGAGUCUGCGUCUCGCCUGUCAAAUCUCCACCCAACCCUGGCCAGAAGAGUUACGUGCAAACAGGCCGAGGUGAAGGAGAACUGGGCACUUCUACAGGAGCAUUUCCGGAACCAAAAGACAGAUGUGCUUUCCAAACACCAGUCAACUUUAGCUGCAGAUCCUCUAACCACAUGCCCUGACUCACAGAGCUUUGCUAGAAACGAGGGUCACAGCGUAAUGGGAAAAGAUGUGAAGGAAGAGCAAAACCGUCUCCGAGGAUUUGAGUGCUCUCAAGGCCUUUGGCCACAUAGGAUGUGGAGUCCGGUUGAGGAAUGUUCUGCUGGAAGUCGAGGCUCACUAUCGGAAAGCAGCUGCUCCAAUCUGGACAACAUCUCUGAGAAACAAGACAUGGACAGGAAGAGCUAUAUCGGCCAGAUGGUUCAAACAACCCAUAUUCCCUCUCAAGAAUGUCUCGUUCCUAAUAAGGUGCUGAAGGAGUCGACGACAUCCACUGUAAUGACUCCACUGUGGUUAAAGGACAAUACAAAUCUGAUCGUUAGAGAAGAGCAAGACUGCUCAAAGCAAAGUCAAGACCAAAAAAUGGAGGAACUCCUAAGCCAGGUGGAGGUGCUUUGGGAUGCUCUGCAGAAGAAAUACGGAGAGAACGAUGAGAUCAAACUCGCUGAAAAAGAACUAUCUGGAGAUAACGCUGUACAGAUGAUGCCAGAACUCCCACUUUCUAACCAUCCCCCACAAAAUGCAGAGGAGGGCGGUUCUGGAAUGCUUGCAAAAUUUCUUGAACUUUUGGAUCCCAGUGGUUAUCACAAAACGAGUCAGGAUGUCCCUGGUCUUCAGAAUAGCCCAGAAAUGUCUGAGGCUGGAGAAAUUUCACUGGAUCUACAAGGGGAUCAAACUUAUCAGGAGAGUUUACGGAAGCACGACCAAACCACAGAGGAGCUACAGAGCUUGCUGUCUACUUUAAGACUACGGAUCAACCAGCAUCUCUCCCGCUGUGCUGAACUCAGUAUGGACCUCCUGGACACAGAGCUCUUUGACUCGGAUCCCAGUGGACUGGAGGGGCUACAGGAGCAGCAAGAUGACCUUGAGGCUCAUUAUCACAUUAUUGAGGGAGAGGUGACAGACAUGGAGAGACUAGCCUGUCAACUGCAGGUUCCUUCCCCAGAACAGAGAGACACACUCAGGGAAGAAGUUCAGGCGAUUCUGCAGGCUUGGGAGGAAGUAGGCCGCAACAUGGCAGAAAACAGAGGUCGCCUGGAGAAGUUCCACCACAUUCAGGACUAUUUCGAAAACUAUCUUGCACAUGAUGUAAGAAGAGAAAGCUUGACUAAUUUGGAUAUAAUCAUCUCGCUGCAUUACAUAAUGAAUGUUUUAUAUUUAAUAUCAACAACUUUAUCAUAAAGUAUGUUCCCAUAGCCUAUACGGUUUUUAUUUGCAUCAUUAAUAUUAGUUGUUGUAUUCAUUUAGGAUGCAUUUGAUAUUUUGAUACUGUUUCCUGUAGUACGUGGACAGAAAACACCAGAUCUCGUGUCCUCGCUGGCAGUGCCGCCUGGAGAGAGAGUGAA